Ostrea edulis (European flat oyster) is the source of this 6185-nucleotide messenger RNA. Its product is annotated as E3 ubiquitin-protein ligase TRIM9-like. The transcript is spliced from 6 exons. The coding region runs from base 4 to 1806 and encodes 600 amino acids. The record is from RefSeq and is a predicted model, not a curated record. Gene Ontology annotation, molecular function: protein binding; zinc ion binding. NCBI's taxonomy places the organism in Eukaryota, Metazoa, Mollusca, Bivalvia, Ostreida, Ostreidae.
AGGAUGGAGGGGGAGCUUAAGUGUCCGAUGUGCUUGCAGUUCUAUUGUAACCCGCUUCUAUUGCCUUGUUCACAUUCAAUUUGUGCUGUUUGUGCUUCAAAUAUUCAGGAAUCUUCUCAAACUUUUUUAUCUCAAUUGGAAGAAGGUGGAUAUUCCUCAAACCCAGGAGAUGGCGAUUUAAAAGACUUUCCCGACAUCGAUAAAAUCAGUAUUUUGAGUGAAACAGACAGUGGAGUUGUGUGUAACAGUCGCCCUAGUAGUUAUAUAGGGACACCUAGUAUCGCUAAUAUUUAUCAAACUGUACAAUUUAGUCAAAAUCCGUAUGGAAUUAAAUGUCCUGUUUGUAAGAGAAUUAUUUUACUGGAUGAAAAUGGAUACAAAUCAUUACCAUGCAACAAAGUGUUAGAAACUAUUGUUGAGAAAUUUAAUCAUAGUAAACACAAGCCACUGACUCUGUAUGUGAACUGUCAAAUGUGCGAGCACAAUGAAGCAAAAGAAGCCGUUGUCAUGUGUGAGCAGUGCAAUGUAUUUUAUUGUCAGUCCUGCAAGGAGAGUUGUCAUCCUGACAGGGGGCCACUGUCCCAACAUAAUCUUCUGGAUCCCAUUCAAGGGAGAGCCCUUCAGCGGGCUCGCAACAAGGGGAGGGAACUUUGCUGUUUGGAACAUGAAGAGGAGCAACUCAACAUGUACUGCAUGACAUGCAGUAUACCUGUAUGUUGUACCUGCCAGCAUGAGGGAGGACACAGCCAACACGAUGUCCAGGCUAUUAGUGCUAUAUGUAAAGCACAAAAGCUAGACCUCUCCCAGAUACUGCAGUCUUUGUCAGAGAAAGCCAAAGUGGGUACAGAGUUCAUCCAGAGUUUAAAGUCCAUGACAGAGAAAGUCCAUGGAAACUGUUUAGACUUUGAGGCCACAGUGGCAGCCCAAUGUGAUGCCCUGAUUGAAGCCAUCAAGAAAAGAAAGCAGGAACUAUUGGUCCAUGUUGCUGAGGAACGCGAUCUCAAAAUCAGUAUGCUGAAGGAACAGGCAUCACAAUGCACAGCACUGCUGCAACGCACCACAGGACUUCUGCACUUCUCCAUUGAAGUCCUGAAAGAAAGUGACCCUGCCUCAUUUUUACAGGUGUCCAGUGGUCUUAUCAGCCGAGUUUCAACAGCAGAUCAAAACUUCAACAAGGACAUGGAGCUGACCCCACGUAUCGCCACGGAUAUUGAUCUGAACCUGGACAGUGGCCCCGCCCUUCAUGCCAUUCAAACUAUGAAUUUUUUUCAACUGAAAGUGGCUUGGUUCAGUCUGGACCCUCUCUCUGCUCAUCCAGACAUUCUUUUUUCCAACGGCAACCAAACAGCAACUUGUAACAGUUACGAGCAUCGCAUUCUGUUGGGAGGUGUUGGGUUUUCCAAAGGUGUUCACUAUUGGGAGGUGGUCAUUGAUCGCUAUGACAAUCACUCAGAUCCUGCCAUAGGAAUAGCUAGAUUUGAUGUGGACAAAUGUCAGAUGCUAGGCAAAGAUGAGAAAGGAUGGAGUAUGUACAUUGAUAAUGGAAGAAGCUGGUUCAUGCACAAUGAUGACCACUCAGAGAGAACGGAUGGGGGAAUUAGAAGGGGGAGUGUUAUUGGGGUACUGUUGGACCUGAAUAAGCACAGACUCUGUUACUUUGUGAAUGAUGUUCCCCAGGGGCCAGUAUCAUUCAAAAAUCUUCAUGGUGUCUUUUUUCCUGCCCUCAGUAUUAAUCGAAAUGUUCAAGUGACACUCCGAACAGGACUAGAACCCCCAGCAGAAAGUGAAUCUGAUGAUGAACAUUAGAAAAAUUUGUAUGUUCAAACAUCAAGACAUCUGCGUUCUUGGUUGUGCAAUAAUGUGAGGCACUAAAUAUCAUCCAACAAAUAUUUUUCUAGUCAAAUCUAUAGAGGUCCUUGCAUGGAUGCCACUUUUGUAAAACUCUGUACAAGAAUAUCCUCUCUGUUCUCUAACAUGAAGUGUUAAGCAAUUUUCAUCUAAUUCUCAAGAGUAACAACUUUGUCAGAUAUAUUGGUUAAAACAGCAACGAAUCGUAUUCUUCGCAUGGGAAACUCAUUGGUCAUCAGAAGUUAUUUCAUAUCAGUGGUUGAAAGUUUGAAAGUCUUUGUAUAUUGAAUUCUCAUUAAGGAAAUAAAAAAAAGAAUACAAGUACAAAUUUAUGUUUUACAAAAAUAAUUACUUGGUUGAAGUUCUACAUCAAAGUGUGUAGCAAACAUACAGAUGACUUAGAAUUUAUGUAAAUUGAUGCCUGUAUAGAUUUCUAUGCUAAGAUAUAGAAUGUUGCAGUGGAAAGAAUAGCUUGGUUCCUUUAUGUAAUACAUGUGUACUAGUUUGUAUAUAUGUACAAAUGUAUGCAGCUUCAGAGGUUAUGUUAAUGUGUCUGUACUCUGCUAUUAAACUUUUUUUUUUUUUCAAAGUGUUGAAUUUUAUAAUCUGUAAUAUAAGACCAAAACAUUUUAUGCCUUGUCUCAUGCCCCGAGUAAAUUUUUAGAUAGAGAAGCUUGUUGACUGAAAGACACAAAUAGUAAUUUGUGACUUUAAAAAAUGUUUGGAGUGUUUUGCCCACAUUUACUUCCUUCUACACAUUCAGACCAUUUAUAAAUAUUAUAUCCAAUGCAUGUGGACAAAUCAAGAAAUGAAAUAAUUGUGGUUUAAAUGUGGUGUAAGUUUUACUCCAGUUGUCUCUCUUUCUCUGUCACUGAUGUCUAAAAUUGUGAAAAAUGACCACAAAUUGAAUGAUAAAUUUGUGAGAUGAUAAAGGACUUUGCAUUAUACUUUUAUGUGUUAGCAAUGGAUUUUUGAAAUCGUUGCAGCAAAGUGCACCAUGCUUAAGAAUCCACUUUAGAUUUGUUUUGAGAGAUUGUGAUAAUUUUUACUUUUGUAUAUUAAGUAGUUGUGUUAUAGAUUUCUUUACAUUUUAUGAUUUAUUUAUUUUUAUUAUAAGAACUAUUUUUUUUUUUUGUAAUUUACAUUGUUUAUUUUAUUUUCAUGCUACAGAUGUAUGAAUUUUUUUGUGUGAUUUUUACAGAAGUGUAAAAUGUGUUUUUCUUAAUCCAAAAACAAUUAUUAUCUGCAUCGAAGUAAUAUGUGUUUUUAAAUGUGAACGUUUUUCUCCCUGUUCAAUGCAGUUUAUGUUUUAUGUAUGCAAAUUAAGUAACUUGUAAUGUAUUUUCCUAAUAAAUUGAGAUUUCAAGAAGCAGUUUUCUUCAGACAACAAAUUUAAUUGCUAGAUUAUCUGAGUAGAAAGUUCCAAGAAAAUUGCUGAAAUUUGGAGAAAAUAAAGUAUUUUUAAAAAAUACACAAAUUUUAUUUUUCAUGUGACAGAUUUUUAUUGUGAUAAUUAUUAGAUUGCAGCAAGCAUUUUGUACACAAAUAUUAUCCAAAAAAAUAUUUGGAAAAAAGAUGUUGCAUUUUUAAUUAACUCAGUAUUGCCUCACAAACGUGUAUACUUUUUCAACUCGGUUAAAGCAGAUAUAAAAUCACGCUCUAUAGAUACCCUCUACAUAACAGACUGGUUAUUAUUGAAGCACAGUGAGGAAAUGAAUAUCAUUUUUGAAAAUACAAGAGAGUAUGAACUGCAACGCUUCAUGUUGACAUACUUUUUCAUGAAGUGUGAAGCAUCACAGUUCAUACCCUCAUGUAUCUCAUUAACUGAAAUUUAUUUCUUAUAUUCCAUUAUAGGAACAUGCUGUUUUUACUCAGUUUCUUAUCAUUAUAUGUUCCCCAAACGAAGUUUGGAACAUUGAUUUUACUCUGUUAUUAUUUUUCUACGUCACUGAUUUGUCUGGAAGUGUCUCGGAAACUACACAAGGCAUUAAGGUGAAACCUUUUUAGGAUGAUAGCAUAGCAUCUGUAGAUAUGCCAAGCGAAUGUCAAUCAUUUUGUCUGAACAUACAUGCAUGUUUAUUGGAUUUUUGGUACACUAUCUUUGGAAUUGGUCUAACUUUGUUUUUCAACAAAAUCAUUUGAUAUAUGUCAUAGGUCUAUGUUGAGUCUAUUAAUUGAUUGGCAUAGUAAAAAAUCACCAACCUGCAUACUCGUGUGCUUUGUUUUGAUUGGAUAAUGCUAAAACAUCAAUAACUCUAUUAUGAAUGAAGGGAUAUUCACAGCGUAGGUAGAUAAUACAAAUAUCUAUAGAAUGGUAUACUAGAAUAUGCUAAAGGGCAUGCACAUGCAUCUUUUUGAGGUGCCAUUCUUUGAAGGACCAUAACCUUUUUGUUUUUCAUGAAAAACAUUUUAUGUUAUAGAUUUACCUUGGUCCUCCUUACUGUCCACUGUGGUCAGAAUUACUUGCCAUCAUGUGCAUGUACGCAUGCUAAAUUCUGAUUGGACAAUUUUAAAAUCCUCAUAACUUUCUAAUUAUUGAUAUGGAGAGAUGAUGAAAUUUUGCUGUGGGUAUAUGAUAUGAAUUCCUGAUGAAUGACAUCAACAAAAGUGCUGAGUCAUGUUCUGUAGUGUAUUGUUUUCAUUCAAUGGAUAUAACUUUCUUAUAAAAAACUUUAAGAAAACAAAAUUUUCACUGCAGGUUUAUAAUAUCAAUGCCUAAUAAAUGGUGUAAACAAAAAUUGCUAAAUCAAAUUUUUGUGUGUGUGCAUUGUAAUUUUUAACAUUGAAGUAUUGAUCUGUAACAUUUUCAGAUUUUUUAAAUGAAAUAUUUUGAAAUUUAUGUUGCAGAUAUAUUUUUGGACUCUACUGAUUAGUGUCGUCAAAAUCACUUGAACGUGUGCACACUUGCGUUCAAUUUCCAUUGCCUGGUAUUUAGAUACCUACAACUCGCUUAAGAACAAAAAAAAAUGAAUUGAUAUCAUAGGUACUACAAGAACCUAAAAUGUAAGAUAUGAUUCAUGGUUGUGCUGAUCAAAGUACACACUCAUUGUUUUUGGACAUCCUAUUUUGGUCUCGCUCAUAUUUCCCUAUUUUUCAUUGAAGUCUUUAGAAAUUUAUCUUGAAUUCAUAUAUCUUGGAAUUCAUAUAUCAAGAAUUAUUACACAUCAGUAUGGUUACAUUACUCACAAGCAUGUACAUGCACAUGUGCUGAAUUUGAUUGGAUGAUGCAUAUUCUUCUGUUACAAAUUUGUUUCUAAUAAUAUGGUCUGAAAGUUGUGAUGCUUUACUUAGUGAUGUUGUUAAAUUCACUGCUAUCGAACAUGCACGUGCUCAAUUUUGAUUGGAUAAUUUAGUUAAAAGUUUUAUAAAUUUCUUGUUUUCUAAUGAAUUGCUUUAAAAAUUGUAUUCUUACUAUAUAUUUACUGUGACGCUUGACAGAUUGGCAUGAUGAAAGUUACUGACCAGAAAGUGUAUUCACGUUGUAUUGAUUGGAUAAUGCUUUUAACUUGUAUAGCUCUCCAAUAAAUGAAGGAAAUAAGGUGAAAUUAUUACUAUUGUCUAUUGAACUCACUAAAACAAAUGGGACCACUCUUUAAAUGGGGGUGGGGGGGGGGGCAUUUGGGGAACAUCCGUAAUGGUUCCUGUUACAAUAAGAACUAGCUUCUGUUGGAAUUCCAAGUUGUAGACAUACUUUAUCUAUCAAUUUAAGACUCAUACACACAUUGUUCACUACUUAGGAAAUAGCUCUCAUUUACAGUACAGUUUGUAAAGAACACUGGAAAUGUAAAUAUAUUGAAAUGGCUGUAGCAAGAAGAAUUCUUAAACUAGUGAAUUCAAUAUGCAAUUAUUUAAUUUUGCUUUGGCAUGACAAAUGCUUUUGACAACGAAAAACACAAAAGUUUGAUAUAUAUUAGAGAGAAUUUUUGAUUUUUAUCCUCGAAUACUCGUAAACUUGCUAAAUUUGUGUUUCUCUGCAGAUCAGGCGGUUGCACAGCAGAUUUUGAUAUUCUUCUAGGCAAUAUGAAUUUCGUGAUAUACAAUGUGUCAUAUGUCUCACAGCAAGUAGGGGUUCAAGAAAGGAAGAAUAACAAUUAAGUUGUAAAGUCAUUCAUAUGUACAUAUAUAUAUGAUAGACAAUGUAAGAUAAUUUUGGUCUUCAUUUAAAGGGGGUACUAUUAUGCUGUAAACUAAUAACAUUUUUCAAAACUGAAAGGUAUGGUGAAUUUCUAAAAUGAAAUUUGUUUAGCUAUUGAAUACAAAACGGUUUUAACUGUUUGUAUUAUUUCAAUGGAAAAUGCUGUUUGAAUCAUUCAAAUAAAUAAAUGAGAUGUAAAAAG